AAUUGAUACAGAUGGAACUUUAUCAAAAAAAGGAAUACUAUUUUUUUCCUUUACUGUGCGAAGCGGUGGAACGGGACAGAUAGUGGCAAAGUUGGAAAUGGAAAACACCCAAUGGGAUGGUCGAUUCUCUGUACUCAGCGAUCAACCAAUUCAUUUUCAAACAGACAGUAUUGUGCGCCCAAAAAGGUAUUUAUUCCGUAGCCCACGCUAUUUUCGGAUUAUGAGUGUACACUUUUUUUUGGCAAUAACCAAAAAAGCGCUAUUUUUAUUAGAAUGAAAGUGGAUUAACGGAUAGACGUGUGGUGCGUGCGUGCGUGCGUGCCGUGCCGUGCUGUGCCAUGCGAGCAAAUGAGAGCAAGUGCGCAAAAAAAAUAUAUAGAUAUAGACAAAUAAAAAC
Molecule: messenger RNA, 397 nt
Organism: Kickxella alabastrina
Lineage: Eukaryota; Fungi; Kickxellomycota; Kickxellomycetes; Kickxellales; Kickxellaceae
Exons: 1
Source: RefSeq, a predicted model, not a curated record